Molecule: messenger RNA, 669 nt
Organism: Opisthorchis viverrini
Lineage: Eukaryota; Metazoa; Platyhelminthes; Trematoda; Opisthorchiida; Opisthorchiidae
Exons: 1
Coding region: 1-669 (222 amino acids)
Source: RefSeq, a predicted model, not a curated record
AUGCUUUUGAGUAAGAAAAAGAAAAACGUCUUACCGGAAUCUGUACAAAAAGAAGGCCCAUUUACGGCGAGAAGUUUUGUCAAAAGAAAUUCCUGGACACCUACGCCAUUUAAAGAUGGAGCGAACAGAAGUGCAUUUUCCCGAAGGCGCAAUUCAGGCGAUGCGACAAACGCCAUAUUACCGUCAGUUAUACCACGUUCGUCCACAAACACCAAGGAGCCGCAGUCGAGAAUGGCGAACCCGAAGCUUUCUCAAUCAGACCACAAACCUCGGGACCUAAAUGAACUGGAACUAACAAACUCUUCCUUACUGAAGUUACGUUCACAAGACUCCGGUAGUGAUCUCAAAGCUUCACCCUCUCCCAGGUCUACAAAGACCCGUGGCUCACUGUCACUUGGUGCGUCCUUAAACAUCCCUGAGUCCAUUCCGGAAGUAACCUUGCCCCGGCGUGCUUUAGUUUCAUUUCAACCUGGGAAUUUUCCAGCGAAAUUUGAUGAGGAAGCUGGAGAAGAGUCAGAAGAGUCAGAAGAAUAUGUGUACUAUCGGUCCCCGGUGCGAGCGUCAGAUCUAGUUGUUCCCUGUAGUGGCACAUUUGAGGAGGUUUUACGAUAUAUUGAACUUGAACAGUGUCGUCAGGAUAAGAUGCGAUUCGGGCCAUCCAAGAAUUAA